AGGAGGGCCGGAAGCUUCAGGUUAGAAUUGUUGAAAGAAUCCUGAUUCAUUCUCAAUGGCUACUGCUCAACUCUCUCAUGUCAUCAGAACACACAAGGCAUCUAAGGAAACAGUUUUCCCAUCCCAAGUCACUAAUGAGCAUGAGUCAUUGGUAAUGGUGAAGAAACUUUUUGCUACUUCUAUCUCAUGUAUAACAUAUUUGAGGGGCUUGUUUCCAGAGAGCUCUUAUAAAGAUCGCCAUUUAGAUGACCUGAGUUUAAAAAUUCUCCGAGAAGACAAAAAAUGUCCUGGGUCACUGCAUAUUAUCAAAUGGAUUCAAGGUUGUUUUGAUGCUUUGGAAAGGAGAUACCUACACAUGGCAGUACUUACGCUUUACACAAAUCCCAAGGAACCUGAGAAAGUGACAGAGAUAUAUCAGUUCAAAUUCAAAUAUACAAAAGAAGGAACCAGUAUGGAUUUUGACAGCAGUAAUACAAGCUUUGAAAGUGGGACAAAGAGUGAAGAUACUAAGAAAGCCUGUACCCUACUGAUCCGUCAGUUGUAUUUACUUAUGCAGAACCUUGGUCCCCUUCCUAAUGAUGUUAUACUUACUAUGAAACUCCAUUAUUAUAACUCAGUGACCCCAAAUGAUUAUCAGCCCCCUGGUUUUAAAGAAGAGGUGAACUCACACUUUCUACUGUUUGAGGGAGAGCCUGUCAGCCUUCAAAUGGGAUCAGUCUCCUCUGGCUUUCACAGAAUGAAAUUAAAAGUCACAACUGAGGUCACCAGAGUGCCCGAUUCAGAGAGCAGUCUCUCUCAGGAGAACAGCACUACUGAGAUCGCCCAUCAGGGUCUAGACUAUGAUGAGGAAGAAGAGGAAUGCAACUAUCAAGUCUUAGGACAUUAUCAGUUCCCUGGAAGCUGCUGUGUACUCCCUCACCGGACUUCCACCUUCUUCUAAAGCUAGAUUCAAAGAAUUAAUUUUGUACACAUUGAACCAAGUUUGAGAGCUCCAAGAAGAAGAGGG
This is a messenger RNA of Nannospalax galili (Upper Galilee mountains blind mole rat), 1006 nucleotides long. It is a transcript of the gene Hormad2, whose product is annotated as HORMA domain containing 2. The record is from RefSeq and is a predicted model, not a curated record. NCBI's taxonomy places the organism in Eukaryota, Metazoa, Chordata, Mammalia, Rodentia, Spalacidae. The transcript has 12 exons. Bases 56 to 940 code for a protein of 294 amino acids.